Clonostachys rhizophaga is the source of this 1023-nucleotide messenger RNA. Lineage: Eukaryota; Fungi; Ascomycota; Sordariomycetes; Hypocreales; Bionectriaceae. The record is from the annotation of a GenBank genome assembly.
AUGUCGGCAGCACUUUCGACCCCAAGACUACAGCAAGCUAGGAAUCUAGAGCGGCCGUCUCCACGUUACGACGAGAAUAAUGAGGGGGAAAUGGCCGCCGAACCUCAGUUAGCAGCUGUUCAAGGAGCCAAGUACCUAGCCGUCACAGGAACAAUCACUCCUGAGCGAUUCUUAAAGAGUAUUUCCCACUCCAAUGCGAUACUAUCCGAAGCCGACCUCGGUGGAAACUUUAGGUUUGAAAACAGGCAACCAAACCGCGCCGGGCAGUUUUCCGAUAGGCCUCAGAAGCAUGUUCAGAAUAAUCGCCUGGGAGGGCCUGUGCCAUCACCGCAGCCAACAAAAGCUUGCGCCUUGAAUGAUAUUACAACCGAGCAGCAAAUCACAGAGCCGAAGCAAAAGGAGCCAUUCGAUUUACCUGAAUUGAUCUUCUACAAUCCAAAGGAAACUAGCCGCAAUAUAAAUGGACCAGUUCCAAGCUCUACAAGUACAAUAAUCCCGAACAUCAUGUCUGACGUCUGCGAGGUCGCCCCAACAGAACCACCCACCAUUAAAGCAAAGGAUCAAUGCACCACAUCUCCUUCAUUUCCUGGUCAAGUAGCCGCGCCUCUGGGUAAGGAGAUAGAAGUUCGAAAGCCUGUUCUACCGUCAUCUCCUCAUCAAGGGAAGCCCAUAGAGUUCGAAGAUUCGACUUCUAUAAGCUCGCACCCUUCAAUUGCCCGAAAUGACAAGAGUUUACUUCGUGACAACACUGAAUUAGAUAACCACAAAGCACCAGUCAAACCACAGGUUCUCGAAGCAUCGCCAAUUCUUGACCAUUCUCAGAAAUACCAUCAUCUAGAUGUGGUGAUCUGGAGGAGCCCCGGUACCAAAGGCCAAGAUGCCACAAGAACGCACCUAGUGCUGGCUCCCGAGACGGCUCACGUCGACACAGAAGCUCUAGGAGGUAUGCUGAGAGCGCAGGCGAAAAACAAGAACGGCCACACUCAAGAACCAGCAACAUCAGUAGAAAAAGAAGCGCUGUGA